GACAGGGCUCUGUCCUCAGACAGUCUACGAUAAGAAUCCUUAGUGGGAGGACUUCACAGACACAGCAGGAGCAAUGGUCUGAUCUCCCAGAGAGAAGUGGAUGAAAUUAAACCUUCUUCUGAGCACUUUUAAUGGAGCCCAAUGAGCAAUGAAGAUGCUGACGAUAACGAGGUGCCUUGCGAGCUAGUGAGUCCUGGCUCGUGCUGGCCAGAUGGCUGAGGUUAAUGUCAUGGUGCAUGAGGAUCCAAAUCUGGGCUCUGGUCCAGAUGAGGAUGCCUCUGAGUUAUCCGUUUCAGAGAGUGAUUCAGAUUCCGGGAGUGUGUUGUCGGAUGACUCCGUGCUCCCUGUCUAUGAGCGGGAAGAAGCCAGUGGAGGCCCUGCCAACACCUUGUACCAGGCCUGUGCCAAGAACAAUGCGGCAGCCCUCCGCAGAGUUCUGGAGAGGGGUGUUACAAGAGAUGAAGUCAUGGAAUUAGACUUAAAUGGCAGGAACGGUCUGAUGUUGGCGGUCUCAAAAGGCUUUGUGGACAUUGUGUAUGGACUGAACCAGUGCCCAUUUCUGGAUAUAAAUCACAAGGAUAAUGAUGGCAACACUGCCCUCAUGAUCGCUGCACAAGCUGGUUUUGAAACCAUCCUCACCUACAUCCUGAACUUCUUCUCUGGGGUGGAUAUGGAGCUCAGGGACAACCGAGGCUUUACCGCUCUACUCAAGGCAGCUAUGCAGGGCAAUGAUGACUGUGUGGCCUCACUGCUCAUGGCUGGGGCUGACAUAAAUGUAGUGGAUACUGCAAGGGGGAAGGGUAUACGAGAAUGGGCUCUGAAAACAGGUCGCUUUGACACAUUACACAGGCUUAGGCGACUGAACACCAGGCCUCGGGCAGAACAGUUCUGUGAACAGUUUGUCCCAGAGUGGCCAGAUUUGAAACAGCUAGUGGCCAAGGCCACAUCCACAAAAAGUACAGGACAGAAAGUCACCCAUCGCCUGAAGUCCACAUUCAGCUUAAAUUUUCCACAUGACCCCCAGGACAAUAGCAUUAUGGACCAUAUGGUGCGAAUCACCACCAGCAUCCAUAGUCCCUUGUUGGUCACUGGAUGCCGACCUCUGUGUCCCACAAGCCCACCGGAGAUUGGCAAGAGACGCCUGGCUGUGCCUGAACUGAUACAGAUGCACUCAGACACAAAUCUUGAGGAGCACGUGAUACGUCACAGUAACGGCUCCACCUCUGUGUCAGGAACCUCUGGCUCUUCUGUCUCACUGGUCUCCUGCUGCUCUGGCUCAGAGCGGAGAGGCAGUGUGCUAUCAAUGGCCUCCAGUGGCAUCCGCAAGUUUGUCCCACGCAGCAUGGCCCGUCGCAAUAGCGUGUUUCCUGCUGGCUGCAUUCCCCAAAUCAAAGUGACCAAAUCUGGAGAGCCAACACCCAAGAAGCAGAAAAAGAAUAAGAAAUCCAAAUAUCACUUAGAGCCACCGGUAUGGAAGUACAAGGAGGCUAAAGAGGAGAGGAAAAAAAAGGAAAAGGAAAAAGCAGAACAAGAGAAGACUAAAAAGGAAACUAAGAAGAAGGUGAAAAAUGAGGAAAAAGCUGCCAACAGAUAAAUGAUGUCACAGCUCUUAAAUCUGUCUGCCAUCAAAUUAGAGCUUUCAUAUCUGCUUUUAGGAGGUUAAAGCGAAAAGACAAUGGACAGUGUUUCAGUGGAAAUGGACAGCUAUUAUUUAUUUUUAGUUAUAUUUUUGUUAAUGGAUAUAUCAUUUCACAUAAUUAAUGGCAGAACAAAAUACUCUAUACAUUGGAUUCAACUAUAUACAGUAUAAUCUGAAUAUGAUUAAUACUUAUGCAACAACCACUAGCUCUAUAUGUUUUACAAAUGUUUUACAUCCAUUUUCAUUUGGCAUUUCCUCUACUAUUCAUUUUCCUUUAUCUCUCAACAAGCCCAUACUACUCAAUGAGUUUACUAUGGCAACAAUGUUCAUUUCAAAGGAUGACUUUACAAUGGACCUUAUUUACAGCCUCAAGAUUUUUGUUUCCAUAUUGUAUGUACCAGUGUUAUUUUUGUUUGUAUUGUUGUUGUAAUUUGUUUUUAUUGCACUCCACUGUCUAUUUGUAGAAUAAGGAUCUGCUUCUUUGAGAGCAGCACUGCUUUUGCAAGUCUCAAGAUAGAAGUUCAGUCAUGAUAACUCUCGGAAAAAUUUAGCAUGUUAACAUGGUAUGACAUAUUGAUAGAAUAUUGGUCUUAGCGGACUAGAUCUGCUACGCUGCUGCUGCUGCAGAGCAAGUACGGAGACUUGCCACAGCUAGAACAUACACAGGCAUACUGAGUUUAGAAUGCAGACAUGCUGCUGCUUCUGCUGCUGCACAAUUAGAGAAAAUAGAAGACAUCCUGCAUCAAGCAUGUAUGGCAUGCUGCUGCACAAUUAGACAUAAAUGCAAUUCCCAUGUAGCAGAUCUAGACAAGCAGAGAUGGGGAGGAGUUUCAGAGAAAACUUUUACAGCGUGCUGCAGUGAAACCGGCUUACUUGCAAACUGAGCAAACUUAAACAAGGCAAAGAGAGAGUACGCAAGUUGGUUAGCAACACGACUACACAUCAAAGUACCUCAGCUUACACCAUGUGAACUGAUUGGCUUGACAUAUCACAUGGGAGCGAGCUGAUUUACUAACAGGAAAGAAAUUCAAAGAACCUAUCCACUUGCGAUAUUCAGAGUUUCAUGCCUGAAUUUAAUCAUUUCAAUGUUCACUUUAAGAGCACUUUAAUACUUUAAACUAAAAGAAUGUUAUCAUACAGAAAAAGUACAGUUGCAAUAUUUAUCUUUCCUCCAUGCAAUAAUUUAAGUGUACAUGCAUUUGUUUAUAAAAUUGUCUCGCAGUGUCUCAGGGAAAGCAAACUUGCCAUUGCAGUGAGUGUACAUUAUGAAGACGUGCACUAAACUGACUUCAUGAAAAGCAAAAUCUGUUACAUACCUAUGCAACUCUGUAUUUACAUAUUAUUAUUGGAGAGAAAAUUGGUCUAUUCCAUUAAAGGGAUAGUUCACCUAAAAAUUUAAAUGUACUCACCCUCAAGUUGUUCCAAACCUGUAUAACUGUUUUAUUUUUUUAUUUUUUUAUGUGGUGGGUAAAUGAUUACAGAAUUUCCAUUUUUGGAUGAACUAAUCCUUUAAGGUACCUGUUUGACUAAAUAUAAAUUGUGUGUAAUAUCUUAGUUGGAUAUAAAUAAUAAACUAUUUUAUUAAAGUA
Myxocyprinus asiaticus (Chinese sucker) is the source of this 3228-nucleotide messenger RNA. RefSeq names its product photoreceptor ankyrin repeat protein-like. Bases 212 to 1594 code for a protein of 460 amino acids. The record is from RefSeq and is a predicted model, not a curated record. The transcript has 5 exons. Gene Ontology annotation, molecular function: protein binding. Lineage: Eukaryota; Metazoa; Chordata; Actinopteri; Cypriniformes; Catostomidae.